GUCCUUCCCCUCCACCUUCGCCCAUUUCGAUCCCACACCUUCGCUUUCGACGCGGGAAGACGACAAUGCGCUUCUAUACUCUCGGUGUCAGCGCAUCGCUUCUGCUACUCGUUAGCCAGCUCACAUCCACAUAUUCUGUUACCCACAAUAUCAAUAUCGAUAAGCAGGACGCCCCAUCUACUGCUUCCAACUCCACCCUUGACUGUCUACAGUCCUUAGGCUCCAAGGUCCUACGGCGCAACACACCGCUCUUCGAAAGCAAUAGAUAUGCCUUCGAUCUGAGAUUCACCUACAAUCCUGAGAUGAUUGUCAUGGCCAGCUCCGCGGCUGAUGUCCAGACGGCCGUCAAGUGUGCAAAGGCUUCAAAUGUUCCUGUUGCACCUCGUUCCGGUGGUCAUUCGUUCGAAGGCUACAGUAUCGGCGGACAGGAUGGCGCCGUGGUCAUUGAUCUCUCUGGAAUCUCCUCUGUCGUCGUUUCUGGUGACCAGGCUAAGGUUGGCUCCGGCAUUCGACUUGGACCCCUCUACCUCGCUCUUUACAAUCAAGGAGGAUGGAGUAUUAACGCAGGAACAUGUCCAAGCGUCGGUAUCGGUGGACACGCAUUAGGAGGAGGAUUUGGACUCUUUGCUCGCAAGUACGGUCUCUUGAUCGAUCGCAUAGUCCAGAUGGAGGUCGUCAACGCCGACGGGGAUCUGCUCACCGUUUCUAAUACCCAGAACCCAGACUUGUUUUUUGCCUUGCGAGGCGCCGGUGGAGGAUCCUAUGGUGUUGUAAUCUCAUUCACCAUCUUGCCGUUUAAGCCCCCAACUGCAGUGACAUCUUUCAGCUAUACUUGGAAGCUGCCGGACUAUGCCGCGGUGUUGCGCGGUUAUGUCAAUUUCCAGGCCGUAGCUUCAAGAGAUGUCGGUGUUGAGAUGAACAUCGGCCCAGAUGGUUUGGAGCUGUACGGAAUCUUCCAAGGCGCCCAGACCCAGCAAGCGGCUGCGCUCGCACCUUUUCUCCAGACCGUACCCGCGCCCCUAUCCUUGGAUGUGCGCGAAAGCCCUCAAAUCGAUGCACAACUGCGGUUUGCCUAUGUAGCUGGCGAUCCCAAGGACAUCAAUGCGUUGGGAUUGACGGGAUCGUUCAAAGCAGGCGACUCACGUUACACCAAGGGCAAGUCUCUUGUAUACCCAGUUGCACUCAAAGACUCGACCAUCGCCCUUCUUGGAAAGUGGGCAGCCAUCAAACCCGUGGGAUCCACUUACAACUAUAUCAUUAUAGACAUCUGGGGAGGAGCCGUUCAAGACACCCCGACUGACGCGACUGCAUUUAUCCACCGGAAUGCCCACACCGUUUUUGAGUUUGUGUCUGAGUGGGACGAGAACCCGAACGCCCUGCCUGGCAAGGCCGAUUGCCUGGACUGCCUCAAAUGGAUGGAUGACAUGUAUACUGAGUUCUUGGCCGACUAUAAUACCAACUAUGGCCCCGUUCGCGGUUACCAGAACUACAUCGAUCGAGAUAUUCCCAACUGGCAGGAUGCUUACUACGGCUCAACACUUCCUCGUCUCAUGCAGAUCAAAGCCGCAGCCGACCCCACAAACAUCUUCCGUUUCCCCCAAAGCAUUCCCCUCCCCUAGACAGCCGUUAUCUUAUCAUAUAUUAAUACAUUAUAUCUCUAUCCAACAUUUUUUCGUAUUCUUUUCCAAUGCAUCGUAUGGCCGGUCCAAGUGCCAUGG
Messenger RNA from Gamsiella multidivaricata, 1718 nucleotides. RefSeq lists its product as uncharacterized. The coding region runs from base 66 to 1619 and encodes 517 amino acids. Gene Ontology annotation, molecular function: oxidoreductase activity; FAD binding. The transcript has a single exon. The record is from RefSeq and is a predicted model, not a curated record. NCBI's taxonomy places the organism in Eukaryota, Fungi, Mortierellomycota, Mortierellomycetes, Mortierellales, Mortierellaceae.